Molecule: messenger RNA, 2421 nt
Organism: Blepharisma stoltei
Lineage: Eukaryota; Ciliophora; Heterotrichea; Heterotrichida; Blepharismidae
Source: the annotation of a GenBank genome assembly
AUGGGUUGGAAGUUUUCAAUCGGAUUGUUCGCACUACUACUCUGCAUCAAAUGCACUUCUGGCGACCACAAGCCUACAAUGUUCAAAGGAUGCCCUACCUUUAACAUAAAAACUCGCCUCUCAAUCAUCGAGAAAUCCUGCUUCCCGUGCUUAUCAUUUUCAACUACCCCAUCCAUGUCGAAACUAUUCAGAGACACAGAAUUCAUAUUCAGUAUGAUAAGCCCACAUCUGCUUGACGAUCAAUUUUGUGAUCUGCAGUCAUCUGGAGAGUUUAUGAUGAUGUUCCCUUCAGCAGUCUGGCUUCCAGAAAAAAAAUAUGUUCCUAACAGUAGUCUUAACUUAACUUAAAAUUUACUUGUUUUUACGAAAUUUAAGGGGUUGCCAGCAUCGGAGCUUCCCACCAUAUUUCAGCACGUGCCGGCCUGCAAGCAUCCCGCACGAUGUAUCGAUAAUCAAGGCACAGUCUGAUAUGGUGUUGCCGACUAAGGCGCGGCUCAUGUGUGAGCUACGUCCCUACUUCCUUGACGCCAUGUGACGACUAAAGGCUCCACUUCUGCUGUCUGGUGGAAGUGGAGAAAUUAUGGGCCUUUCACUUUUCCUAAAGUCAGGCCAGAGGGCUUUGACCACCCCUCCAAGUUUCUUAACUGACUCAUCCUGGAUAGAAUUCCCUUGGAAAACCAAGCCUCAUAGUUAGAAAUGCAAAUGAGUACUUCUGGCAGUCCAGUAGCGUACGAAAUGCGCCAUUUUUUAAUUAUGUUCCUAACAGUAGUUAGGAUGAGUAUUCGAAAGAAUGGCUCAAUGAAAAGUCUUUUAUUUACAAGUCUAUUUGAUUCCCACUGAAAUGAAGUAAUAACAGAAGAAAUGAUAGGUGCCACGCAGGUGCCUGGAAUAAUCCCAAUUGAAGUUUACGACUAUAAUAUAGAAAAUGCAGGGCCAGAAGAUCCUCGCAUUUUUACAUUUGCAGGCGGAAUCUAUGUGAUUUUUAAUAUGAUUGAUAUUGAUGUAAGGAGGAAGAUGUUUCUUUUUAACUUUGAAACAGGAAAAUCAUGGCCUUUGAGGAUUAUUGAGCAUAGCUUAUGGUCCCAUUAUACAGAAAAGAAUUGAACUCCUUUGAUAGUUGAUGACGAGCACCUUUAUUUUGUGUAUAACUAUAAAAACUUCCAAAUUUUGGAUUGCACAGACACACACAAAUUUAAUUAUUAGAUUUUACAUUAACACCCAAUACCGUAGGCUUCCAUCUCUCCUUCGGGGUUCCACAAUCCACUACUGCGUCGUGCGUCGUCUGGCUUCACCUCUGAAUGGCCCCUCUGCUUUAAGCAUUUUGCUUUUGACGGCUGUCAUUUAACUCUUCUGGUCUGAACAUAGGCUGCUUGUACAAAAAUUCCAAAAAAUGGAAUAUCUGACAGCUGUCGGCAAAAAGGCAAAACUUAAAAUCCAGGGCAUAACUCUUGGCUUAACGCUGGAGAGUUGUCUGAUUGUUCAUUAUGGCUGUGCUGGGCUUCCCAUUUCCAAACCUCUCCUUUUCCAUAAGGUAAAAUUCAAUCCUACAAAAGGACUUGGGCUAGUCCUUGCAUGCUGCCGAAAUUGUUUAUUUAGCAUAGCUGUCUAAUUCUAGGUUGGCAAAGCCUCACCGGAUAUAAUUAAAUAUGAACUCUAGGCUGCAUGGCCAGAAUGUCAUACCCAAGCCUUUAAUUAUUUGGAUUGCACUGACAAAAGCACUUACUGUAAAAAAGUUUCAGGAUUAUUUGAUAGUGUUCCAGCAGGCUUAAGGGGCGGCUCUCCCUAUGUCAAGUUUGGGUCCACACAAUAUUUUGUUUCAUUUGGAUAUUCACACAUAGAUUACCGAAAAGGUAAUCAAUUCUGUGCUGUAUAUAGGCCUGCACUGACAGUUGUCAAAGCCAAUGAGGAGUCAUCUUCAUUUGAGCUGAUUUACCAAAGUGAGCCAAUAGAUUUCGAGGAAAAGCUUUUCCUUGAGCCAAUUAUGCCCUACAAUUCAACUGAUCAAGUAAAGAUUUGUGAAGAUGGAAGAAUCAUGAUGGUUGCGUCAAUAGCUAGAUGGGAUUUUGAUGAAGAUGUAGUUGAUGCUACUAUAAACCUUAAUGACACAAUACCACUUGCUAUAAAGAUAACGGGGUUAACUGAUUUAGUACUUGAUGCAAUUAAGAUGCAUGAAGGUGGACUUGUGACUGGAGAGGAAAAUUGUAUUGAAAAGCUAGCUUUCAAGCAUUUUGAAAUUGAUGAUCCGUCAUCUUCGAGGUUAAAUUUGAGAAAAAAGAGAAUGAUGAAAUAUGUUGAAUUUUAGAAAAUAAGAACAUCUUUGCUGAUUUAUCGUGGCUUAAUUGGUUUAAGAAAAUAUGGUAUCCGAUGGCUAGUGAAAAUGUUUUUAAUUAUUGAAAAAGGGCUUAUGGAAAUAAUGGAUAG